AAUACGAAGGGUCCCCGGCAAGCAUCACUAAUUCGAAGCCUAGUCAUGACAGUCUCUUCGUUGCGGCAGUGCUGAUACCGCAUUCCUCCCGCGCCAAACCCUAAUUUGUCCUCACCGCUAACAUCUCACCCCGCUACCCGAAUUCAUGGCCGAAACCAAGAGCCCGGACGGACCAACAUUUCCCACGAAGCGUAAGCCUGAUAUAAACGGCGAAGAUUCUCACGGUCACCAGAGCAAAGCUCAAAAGCUCGAAUCUUCGGAUCACAGGUCAUUGGUCCCAUCAGAUGAAGCAAAACAUCACGAGGCUUCUUUAAUUUCGGAUAACAAUGUUGAUGUUCUUAGUGGCAAUUGUUCUCCUGUCACUGACGAGAAAGUCGAAAAAGUUGAGUCCUAUGCGGUCGCAGAGGAUGGGGGCGAUGAAGGCGGUAAUUUCGUUCACGAUGGCGCUGAGGAUGAUGGGGACGAAAAUGAAGACAACGAUGGCGAGGAAUCCAAUGGAGAAGUUAUGGUGGACCGAAAGGGAAAAGGGAUUAUGACAGCUGACAAGGGCAAAGGGAAAUUGAUAGAAGAAGAUGACGAGAACGAUGACGACAGUGGCGACGACGACGAUUCCAGUGACGGUGGAGUUGUUUCGGAUGGUGACAGUGAUCUGUCGGAUGACCCACUUGCAGAGGUGGAUUUGAAUAACAUUCUUCCGUCAAGGACUCGAAGGCGGACAAUUCAUCCCGGAGAAUUCAUUGCUAAUGAUGUGGGAAAUGAUGAUGAGGAUGAUGAUAGUGACGAUAGCGAUAUAUAAGCCUGGAAGGAAGGGUUCGAAGUUCGAACUUGGGUGUUUCUAAAGGAACAACUAUAUAUCAGACAGCAAGUACGGGAAGAAGUUAUGCACUUGACUUUUGCAAGAUAAGAAAGAAAGCUUGAUCAACGGAUUUGCCUUAACUUCCUUGUUGAAGUCCUUGAUACUUGGCUAAAUAACAAAGUUCUCGGUAAGUGUGAUUACUCAUUUAGUAUACUAACUCGGUUAGCGUUCACUUUCCAAAGAGAUGAAGUUCGAGAGAGGGGAACGAGCUCAUUUAGUGCAUUAAUAAUUUAGGAAGUGUGAAGUGAUAGUAAUCUUUCCCACCCUUCUACCUCAACUUGAUGUGUAAUUGUUUGAAGCAGAUGUGCAAGCUAGGCUGUAUUUGUGUGAUGGUUGUUGUGCUGGAUCAAUCAGACUCAUGCUCGUCGUAGUUUUAAAACUAGGGCUGUUGGGGAAUGGAGACUAGUUCUUGCUGUGAUUGAUUUCCCCUUUUCUCUAGGCGUAUGACGUGCUAAAUAUUUGUUUUGUUUUUUGCCAUUCUUCGGCCGAUGCAAUAAUGGGCAGGGGAUGAGAAUGAUGUUUGACAGUUUUGGAGCGAAAUUUGAUUUCGGGUUUUAACUGGAA
Messenger RNA from Prosopis cineraria, 1420 nucleotides. RefSeq lists its product as uncharacterized. Lineage: Eukaryota; Viridiplantae; Streptophyta; Magnoliopsida; Fabales; Fabaceae. The transcript has 2 exons. Bases 146 to 796 code for a protein of 216 amino acids. The record is from RefSeq and is a predicted model, not a curated record.